AUGGCUCCAGUUGAACAAGAUGUUGAAAUGAAGAACGUUGAUAGUCCUGCAGCAGCAAGUGACGCCGAUGCGAAUGAGGUGAAAAAGGAUGCUGAUGUCCUCACAGUUCAAGACCUCCGGGAACAUGUGAGGCAAAUUGACAAAGCAGUAACAUCAAAGGAACCAAGAUUUGCUUUAAGAGUACUUCGAUCGCUUCCAGGUACCAGAAGAAAAUUAAAUGGCAAUGUUUUACGUGCUAUUAUAAACCAACUCUAUCCGGCUGGAACUGAGAAAGAAACUAUAAUUACCUUUGUUGAGCAACCUCAACCUGGUUCUGUGGAGAUUGAAGCACCGCGGGCCCGAAGUGCUCCUAAGCCUCCAGUUCCAGAAGUUGAUGCCUAUAUACAUCUUUUGGUGUUAGUGCGUAUGCUUGACACAAAUAGAUUGGAAGAGGCAACAGAAUGUUCACAGCAACUGAUUUCUAAAGUAACCGCUCAGAACAGGAGGACAUUGGACCUCAUUGCUGCCAAAUGUUAUUUCUAUCAUUCCCGAGUCUUUGAACUCACUAACAAAUUGGAUCUUAUUAGGGGCCUACUUCAUGCUCGCCUCCGUACUUCAACAUUACGUAAUGAUUAUGAGGGACAAGCUGUUUUAAUAAAUUGCCUUUUAAGGAACUAUUUACACUAUGCUUUAUAUGAUCAAGCUGAUAAAUUAGUCAGCAAAUCUGUUUUUCCAGAAAAUGCUAGUAACAAUGAAUGGGCUAGAUUCUUAUAUUACUUAGGAAGAAUAAAGGCUGCUCGUCUUGAAUACAGUGAUGCUCACAAACAUCUUGUACAAGCCUUAAGGAAGGCUCCACAAACAGCUGCUGUUGGUUUCCGUCAAACUGUUCAAAAACUUGCUAUUGUUGUGGAACUUCUCUUGGGAGAUAUCCCUGAAAGGGCCAUCUUCAGACAGUCACAGUUGAGAAAGGCCUUAGCACCUUACUUCCAACUUACUCAAGCCGUGCGGCUAGGUAAUUUGCAAAGGUUUGGUGAAGUUUUAGAGAAUUUUGGACCUCAAUUUCGUUCUGAUCACACAUUUACUUUGAUUCUGCGUCUGCGUCAAAAUGUUAUCAAAACUGCAAUAAGGUCUAUUGGCCUGUCAUACUCUCGCAUUUCUCCUAAAGAUAUUGCUCGAAAACUUGGUCUUGAUUCUUCUGAAGAUGCUGAGUUUAUUGUUGCUAAAGCUAUAAGAGAUGGAGUAAUAGAAGCAACCAUUGAUCCAGAGAAGGGUUACAUGAGCAACAAGGAAAGUUCUGAUUUGUACUGCACUAGGGAGCCACAGUUAGCCUUUCAUCAGCGUAUAUCAUUCUGCUUGGAACUCCACAAUCAAAGUGUUAAAGCUAUGAGAUAUCCUCCAAAGUCAUAUGGUAAAGAAUUAGAGAGUGCUGAAGAAAGACGGGAACGGGAGCAACAAGACUUAGAGUUAGCUAAGGAGAUGGCAGAAGAGGAUGAUGAUGGCUUUCCUUAA
This is a messenger RNA of Pieris macdunnoughi, 1488 nucleotides long. The record is from the annotation of a GenBank genome assembly. Lineage: Eukaryota; Metazoa; Arthropoda; Insecta; Lepidoptera; Pieridae.